GCGCACAAAGAAAAACUUAACCACGGUCGCUCGCGGUCGAAUCUGACUGAGAGAAGAAAAAAUAUCAAACUUUUUUUUAGUCUUUGGAUGUGGAAUAAUUGAAUCCUAGACAUGUCUUUAGCAUUCAUGCCUCCCCGUCAGAGGGGAAAAUCGGUUCCCGAUCAAGCAACGAUCCAGAAGAUGUUAGAUGAAAAUAAUCAGCUUAUCCAGACAAUCUGUGAUUACCAGAAUAAAGGAAGAGCAUCUGAAGCUUCACAGUAUCAGCAAAUCCUCCAUCGUAAUCUUGUCUACCUUGCCACGAUAGCUGACUCUAACCAAGGAAUGCAGCAACUUCUUCCCGCUCCCAAUCAAGGCAAUAUGCCUCCAAACCAACAGUACCCAAAUUCAAUGCAAGGAGGAGGAGGAGGCAGUAACACAAACAUGCCACCUGGCCCUGGACCUAUGGGAAUGAGUGGUGGACCUGCUACUGGGGGUAAUAAUAGUAGUGGUGGAGGUGGUAGUGGAGGAAAUAGUGGUGGUGGUGGACCCCCUACUAGUGGUGGACCUACACCCCCAGGUCGUACCCCUGUGAGUAGCCAGUCACCGUCUACCAGUAGCGCACCUCCACAAGGUGCUACUCUAAUGCAGACACCGCCCCCGCAGCAGAUGGCUAAUGGACCCAUGCAACCUCCACCAGUCACGUCAGCUAGCGUCAACUCGCCACAAAUGCAAGGAGGAAUGAUGCCACCAGGUCCAGCACCACCUCCACAGUCUCAGGUUGAGCAGCCACCCCAGCAGCAACAGCAAAUGCCACAACAACAACAGUUGCCCCAGCAACCACAACAGGCACCUCAGUCCAACAUGGGUCCACCCCAGUCAAUGGCACCACCAACGCCAAACCAGCAGCCACAACAACAACAACAGCAGCAGCAACAACAACAACAUGCACAGCAAUCCAACAUGGGUCCACCCCAGUCAAUGGCACCACCAACGUCCACCCAGCAGCAGCAGCAGCAACAACAGCCACAGUCCGGUAUGGCUCCACCUCAACCACCACAACAGCAGAGCAUGGGACCACCAAGUCAACAACAGCAGCAAACACAUCCCAACCAGCAACCCAAUAUGGGCUACUCACAACAAGGAAACAUGGGAGUGCCACCUCAACCGAGUAUGGGACCUCCACAACCACCCAACCAGCCCCAACACCCCCAGCAACAAGGCAACAUGGGUCCACCACAACCUUCUAACAUGGGACCUCCGCCACCACAACAGGGCAGCAUGGGACCGCCUCAGUCUAUGGGACCCCCAAGCCAGCAGCAGCAGACACCGCCCCAUCAACAACAGGCACCGCAGCACGCCGUCAUGCCACCACCUCCCCAGCAACAGCAGCAGCCAGGCGGACCACAAGGACCGUCACCACCACAGUAUCCAGGCAACAUGCCACCCCAACGUUACCCAUCCCACCACCAGCAGGGUAUGAUGGGUGGACCACAGGGCCCAGGAGGAGGAGGGGGGCAAGGUGGUCAGAUGAUGAUGGGUGGAGGGGGGCAACAACAGAUGGCAGGUUACAGACAACCAUCACAAGGAUCAACUAAAAGCAAAGAACGGAAAGGAGAUUCAAGGACCGCAAGCAGAUUACAAAGUCAGCCAAUGUACAAUCAGAUGCCUAACUACAAUCAGCAGUACCCAUCCAAUGGACCUCCUCCUGGUGGAUACUCCCAGAUGGGUCAAAGACAACCGUAUCCUCAGCAGAACAACAUGCCACCACCUACCAGUCAGUACGGUAACCCACAGCAGGGAGGAGGCUAUGGCAACUACCCAGGACAGGGUCAGGGUCCACCUGCACCCCAUCAGGCUAGGUAUGGCUACCAGCAAGGAGGACAACCUGGACCCCCGCCCCCACAGAGCCAAGGUGGUGGUGGUGGCGGUGGUGGAGGGGGGUAUGGAGGGUAUACCCAAGGCCAAUAUCCCGGAGGAUAUCAGCAGUAGAGGACUUACAAGAGGAUGUCACCUGUUCAUCCAUUCUUCCAUUGUAACUCUUGUCGGAGCUGCUAAGGGCUAUGGGAUUAUCGAGAAGACUCCUGGAAUAUCAAACAGUUUUAGCAUCAAAGCUAUGCAUUUCAAAAAAUUUCAUUAUUUAUUGACUGAUUUCCUUGAUUGGAUUGUGUGAAAUUGAGAAAGAUGUACCUGAUUUCCUAAUAGAUUCUCCCUUCCAGCAACUCUGAAAUAACUAUUUAAAGUGUUCACGAGGAUGGAAUUGGAUGGAAUUAAUUGAUCCAAUGCGCAUGAAUGGUCAUAUUAAUCAUCAUGUAUCCUGGUUGAAAAGUACAUACACUGAACAGGAUGAAGGAAAAUGUUUAGGAUGUAACAUUAAUACCAAGUUCAUACCAGUAAUGCAUGAUGGUUUUGCAGGAGCCAUGACCUUACAUGAGAUCACCAGGUGUUGUGCGUUAAGUUAAUGGGAUGUGAUGAGCUCUAAGAGAAAAUAUCAAUGGAAGAGCAAGGACCCCAGUGCUAGAGUUUCACACCUUAUGGCUGAGACUUGGCAUGUCUGACAUUACAAUGUGAAACAAUCUGCAGGGCCGUGGAAACGGGGCUGAGUGGGCUUCAGCCCCCCCCCCCUCAUUUUUUCCCCAAAACCAGGUACAAAAACGUAAAAAUAACCAUCUGAUUGUGAUUUUUUGCAUGGUCAGCCCCCCCCCCCCCCCCCCACUUUCAAAACAGUUCCGUGGCCCCUGAUCUGUGUGGGCAGGUUGUGAUCUUUGAUUUCAAACAAUACUUCAAGUAGCCCCAGAUAAUCCUUGACAUAACCAUUGAUCCUUUCCUGUUGAUAGUCACAAUGAAAAGCUAAUGAAGGAUGGCACACAUCUGGAAGCUACUGUUGAUUUAUGGUCAACUUUUUUAUUUACUGUUCAAUAUUAAAUGUUGAAAUAAAGCUGAUUGAUUUAGAAAGAAAUAAUGAUUAAUCUUGUCUUCACUUUGACUUAUGACAUCAUGUAUAUAUUUUUUUUUUCAUACACUUAAACUGACAAUCCAUGUCUUUGUUGAAUACACAAAUUCACUAGGUGAUAUUCUUACAUGGAUAUGCAAGUAGUGGUUAUUUUUUGUUCCUUCCUUACUUUCUUAUAUAUCUUUCUUUCUUUCCAUAUUUCUUUCAUUUUCAUCCAUUGAUUUAUUAGUUUGGUUUUUUUUUUUCUUGUUCAUAAAAAAAUUGUAUUUGUCACUUACAUUUAGGGUACAUUUCAUUUGAAUUGUGCUUGUAUUAAUGAUGAAAGAUAUUUAUGCUUGAAGGUAAAUGGAGUACAUUUCUAGAUGUAAUUUAGCAUAACUUAGCUCAAGAUGUAAUUUAGCAUAACUUAGCUCAAGAUGUGAAUAUAAUUUCUCUGACCUCAGCAGCUUAGCCCAUCUAUCAUUAUGAAAAUAGAUUGUGGAACAGUUGGAGAUGACAUGUAAAACUAUUUGUAGUGGGUAUUAAACUCACUGAUGCAUUUGAGUGUUAUGGUUUCAUACUCAUAAGAGACAUUUUUUUGUAUCAUGAGUUGGAGAAAAGAGGUUGAAACUUGAUAAUUUUCAAUUAGAGUGAAUGUAAAUAACAUAUGUAAAUAAAUGUGUAAAUACCAAUUGAUGUACAUGGUCAUGGACUUGGCAAUGAAUCAAAUGGUGCAUGUAAAUAGUGAGAUUGGUGGUGAAAACUGUAAUUAUUACAUUUUCAAAAUUUACUACAAGUUACAAGAAUCUUUGAUGUAUGGUAUGUUAGGGUCAUUCAUUUGUGCAUGCAUAUCAUGAAGAAAGUGUGUUGACUGUAUUUUCUUUAUCAUUAUUAUCAUUGUCAUCCAAAGAAAGAAAUAUAUAUACAUGCUAUUGUUUGAUUUAUACAUUC
Molecule: messenger RNA, 3859 nt
Organism: Lytechinus pictus (painted urchin)
Lineage: Eukaryota; Metazoa; Echinodermata; Echinoidea; Temnopleuroida; Toxopneustidae
Product: basic salivary proline-rich protein 2-like
Exons: 8
Coding region: 112-1968 (618 amino acids)
Source: RefSeq, a predicted model, not a curated record